This is a messenger RNA of Rhipicephalus microplus (southern cattle tick), 1837 nucleotides long. RefSeq lists its product as uncharacterized. Gene Ontology annotation, biological process: regulation of canonical NF-kappaB signal transduction. Gene Ontology annotation, molecular function: zinc ion binding. The record is from RefSeq and is a predicted model, not a curated record. Gene Ontology annotation, cellular component: plasma membrane signaling receptor complex. NCBI's taxonomy places the organism in Eukaryota, Metazoa, Arthropoda, Arachnida, Ixodida, Ixodidae.
GUCCGAGCGAGCAGACAGGUGGAGGGAAACGAAGGUGUGCGAGCGGCCGCGCUGCGUCCCGUCUGUUUGUUGAGUAUCCUCACGACUGCUGCAGGCACCUUCGUUCGGCGGGCUUUUCCGGACCUGCCGACUUCGAAGAACCAUGGCUCGCCGCAGGUCGACGUCCUCUGCGUCAUCCGUGCACUGCACCGUCCCAGAGCUGACACUUGAAGACUAUGACCCCAAGCCCGAUGAGGAGCUGAUCUGCGUGAUCUGCCACUCUGUGCUGAGUGAGCCUGUCGAGUGCCACUGCCGGCACGUCUUCUGCCGCCGCUGCAUCUCCGAGUGGGUCCGCAAAAACAACAGCUGCCCCGUGUGUCGCAAACGGGCCGUCUCGGCCUUCAUGCCCACCCUGCCUCUUGUGCAGAACAUGGUCAACCGUCUCAAGGUAAAGUGCCGAAAUUCUGGAUGUGAUGCCCGUGUAGCUGCAGAAAGUUUUGCGAACCACGUGAAUUCGUGCGAGUUUCACGAGGUCGGCUGUCCGCACGAGGCAUGCGAGCACCGUUGUGCACGUCGCGAGCUGGAGUCUCACGUAAGGCAGUGCCCACUUCGUGAAGUCACUUGCGAGCAAGGCUGUGGACUUGUGCUCACUCGGGACCGUCUCAAGACCCACAGCUGUGUGGAGGAGCUGAAGCGUAAGCUAGAUGAUGCCACGUCAGAGCGUGAUGACUGGAAACAGAAGGCUGAGGAAACUACACAUGCUCUGAACAGGCUUCGCGACACAUUACGCCGAUUGGGUGACUCGGUGGAAGGCCUGCAAAACAGCCUCGGUGACCUUGGCACGCGGCUGCGCUGCGCUGAGACAAUGGCAGCGUCUGGCCAGCGUGGCCACCGAUCAGCAGUGGCGCUGCGGACAGGCCGCACUACGCGCGACAGCUUUGUUAGUGGCAGCAGCUUGUAUCCAGGUGUUCUGUUCGGUACGCGAACAGCGCGACUUCUGGACGAAAUCGAAAGUGACUCCGACCGUAGCUGGAGUCCACACUCCGAAGGAUCACGCGAGUCACUCGAGAUCUUUGUUGAUUUUAAUGCCUGAGCAUUGCAGUACUUUCUAGUUAACUUAGAAAGCUUCUUGCAGUUUGUGCUCAGUAGAUUUGAAGUGUUGGUUUCAUCAAACUUUUUCAGUUGUACGUGUUUGUUUGCUAAGUGACAGUUAACAGAGUUCAGUCUAUUUUUUCUGUUUGGUUUUUCUGUUACCACUUAUCGUUUGUGACUUAGCAGACUCCUCUGACAAUACAUAUUUGUUGCUCCUGUUUGGCUGCCCUGCAGGGCAGGGAUUCUACUGACUUUUCAAUGAAAUUUGCCAAACGACAAGCCAAGAAUCGUCAUUUUUCUUCAAAUGUCGUCGAAAAUGUUGCCACUCUUCAUGUCUGUGGCAUGUCAAGUUAUACAAAUUGCUAAUUAUGUAUAUCCCAGUGCAGUACAGUGCCAUCCAUAACCCUUCAAUUAUACUGACGUUUUUUAAUGCCAGUCGCAUCACUCACUUCACCAAGGGAGGGCUUAGUCGGCUUGGAGCCCUUUCACCCACUUCACCAUUUGCACCAGCAGCGUUCCUGAACGCUAGCAUCUCAUCAGACAAGUUUAAGAUGGUUUCAGUGGUAGCAUAUACAAGGUGAAGCAGCCCCUACAAUUUUAUGUCACCAUGGGCCCUUCGAUUUGGCAAAUUUGGUGAAAAGCAGCCACCAGUGGCAAACCUGUCGCCGGGUUGGUCUAUUGGCUACGGUACUCAACUCCUGACCCGAAGGUUGCGGGAGCGUACCCCGGCUGCGGCAGCUGCAUUUUCAGUAGAGGCGAAAAUGCU